Messenger RNA from Podarcis lilfordi (Lilford's wall lizard), 36079 nucleotides. Lineage: Eukaryota; Metazoa; Chordata; Lepidosauria; Squamata; Lacertidae. The record is from the annotation of a GenBank genome assembly.
GCGCAUGCGUCCUGGUGCCCGUCGGCGUAGGACGGACCAUAGAGGCGCGCGACGAGGCUACAGAGCGGCCCUGUUCCGCAUCCGGAUCCUGCCGCUCAGAGUCUGGGCCGAUGGAGUCGGCUCCGGAGCCGGUGUCCGGCGGGGGCCGGGCGCGUGAAUGAGGAGCUCGGCGCGGCCGCUCUUUCCCUGUCGCCUCGCGCCUCUCGCUGCUCCCGGAGGAGGAGGACCCCGCGGAGGAUGCUGCCGGCCCUGGCCGCCCAGCGGAGGGGCUGGGGCUGCUUCUACCAGCUCCACCUGCUGCGGCGGAGGGGCCGAGGCCAGGCGGGGGGAGCGCUCGCCCGGGCAGGCUGCCGCGGUGAGUAGGCUCGAAGGGUUGCGAGGGACCCCGAGGGUCAUCUAGCCCAACCCCCUUCAACGCAGGAAUUUUUGCCCAGCGUGGGACUCGAACCCACGACCCUGAGAUUAAGAGGCUGCUGCUCUAGGGCCACGAUAGCCGUUUUUAAAAAGUCUGUUUGAGGUGCCACAUAGAGUUGGAACGGACCCCGAGGGUCAUCUAGCCCAACCCCCUUCAACGCAGGAAUUUUUGCCCAGCGUGGGACUCGAACCCACGACCCUGAGAUGAAGAUUCUACCGAAUGAUCUAUUCCAGUUGUCGUUGGCUCACCCCUGCUCCGCUCCCCGAGCCCGGUGGACCCUGCAUCUUCUUGUAGUCAUGAAGACUAGAAACUUAUUUAACAGGGCACAACUGUCCUCUUCAUCCACCCAAAGCUGGUGUGUGUGUGUGGAGAGAGAAAGAACCUACAUCAGCUGCUCAUGUCCUGGGCAAAGCUGUCAACUUUUCCCUUUUCUUGCAAGGAAUCCUAUUCGGAAUAAGGGAAUUUCCCUUAAAAAAAGGGAAACGUUGACAGCUAUGGUCCUGGGGCUUGUUGGCCGCCCUCAGCAUUUAACAGGCUGCGAUGGUGGCAUGUUGUUGUUAUCAGCACCGCCAGUCCUGAAUCUGUUAACUCUGUGAGCAGUUUAGGCCUCCCACGCAGGGUCGUUGUGAUGAUUACUGAGGUUAAGUUAUAUGAAGUGGUUUAAAUGUAUUUUUUUGUGAGGGGGAUAUAGCAUCAUUAUCACUCACUAACAAGGUGCACAAGGUGGGGUGGGCAGAGGGAGGACUUUUGGGGUCACUGUCAGCAAAGGACCAGGCCAUCCAGUGUUUGGGCUGGAGGCACAGAGGACUGUGACACGGUGCUUCUCCCCAGGUGCAGUGCUUUCCACUGGUGGAUAGCAGCCUUUUACUUUCACAUAGGAUAGUGAAGUGGCAUUGCAGGGGGUUGGUGUAGAUGACCCUCAGGGGUCCCUUCUAUGAUUGUAGGGAGCUGAACAUUCACCUCCUGCUUGGUCACUCCAGCCAUAGUGGGUGGAUUCUGCUCCUGCCUGCCUAGUCCUGCUUCUUCAUCUGUGCAGCUGCAUCCUGGAUCCACUUUCUUGAACAUGCAAGAGUGUGAAGGAAUGUGGGGGGCUGACUUUUGUAUGUAAGGCUGUUAUACUAUUAAAGGGGUAAAGGGGACCCCUGACCAUUAGGUCCAGUCGUGGCCGACUCUGGGGUUGCGGCGCUCAUUUUGCUUUAUUGGCCGAGGGAGCUGGCGGCGUACAGCUUCCAGGUCAUGUGGCCAGCAUGACUAAGCUGCUUCUGGCGAACCAGAACAGUGCACGGAAACGCCGUUUACCUUCCCGCCGGAGCGGUACCUAUUUAUCUACUUGCACUUCGACGUGCUUUCAAACUGCUAGGUUGACAGGAGCAGGGACUGAGCAAUGGGAGCUCACCCCGUUGCGGGGAUUCGAACCGCUGACCUUCUGAUCGGCAAGCCCUAGGCUCUGUGGUUUAACCCACAGCGCCACCCGCAUUAUACUACAGUGGUACCUUGGGUUACAUAUGCUUCAGGUUACAUAUGCUUCAGGUUACAGACUCCGCUAACCCAGAAAUACUACCUCUAGUUAAGAACUUUGCUUCAGGAUGAGAACAGAAAUCGUGCUCCGGCGGCGUGGCGGCAGCAGGAGGCCCCAUUAGCUAAAGUGGUGCUUCAGGUUAAGAACAGUUUCAGGUUAAGUACGGACCUCCAGAACAAAUUAAAUACUUAACCCAAGGUACCACUGUAUUAGGCUGCAAUAAAUCAGUGUUUCUCUUUCCCUACGUCUGUUACAUCUGUUUCGCUAGUCUGAUCCACUGUUGUUACCCUACCCUCAGCCGCUUGAGAUUGCUUUGCACCCAUCAUGGCAUGUCACUUUACAUUUUUCCAGCGGGUUCAAUUUGAGUUCAGAUUCAGCAGGUCUGUCAAGCCCCAAAAUUCACUAGUGCAACCUAUAAUUGAUGUGGAAGUCCCUCUCAGUAUGGACCUAUUUAACCCCAUUGAGUAACUGCAGCUACAUAUGUGCCCUUGAGAGUAAAAGGGUAGCAGACAGUGAGCAUGGCUUGUUAGCAAGCUAGAACCCUGAUAUCUUUUUCUUUGGUCCAAAUAUUUUUAUUGGUUUUCAUGUAAAUACAAGAAGAAUAAAUAACUAUAGUAACUUGCCCAGUGGUACAUUAAGUUUCAUAUGUAGUACACAGUACACAAGCAAUCUGUUUAUUCUACCUGUUUGUUUUGGGGCACAAUUAAAAGCAUUGGCGAUGAUGUUUUAAAGCUCUGAGUGGCUUGGGAAACUUUAGGGACUGCUGUCUUGCAUGCCAGCCUACGGUCUGACAGAGAGGCCCUUCUCUGCGUUCCAUCUAUAGUGUUUGUUUUAUUGGAUGCAUACAUUUUUGUUCAGUGCUUUUGCUUUUCUUUAAAAACAAAACAAACAAUAACUGUGCGUUAUGGUUGCCUAAAAUUAUUGCUAGCUACCAUGAUAGGUAUGUAAGCACCAGAAGGUGAAAAGAAUACAAAUUCUAAUAUAAAUAAAUAGGUAAAUGUGUGUGUGCGUUUAGAGGUGGUAGCUACUUAUCCCUGAGGUUGAGUUUCGACAGCAGUUUAUAAUCCCAAUUUAGAAGUCUGGGCAGGUGGCAGCCCCACAUAGACAGGGCUGUCCCCAUUGUAGGGGUGAGUGAGGCAUUCACCUCGGGCAGCUGAUGCCGGGGAGCAGCCCCCUAGCUAUUCCUCCUGACGCAUUGGCCAGUCCUCCCUAUUAGGGGCUUUUGCAUGUGGAUGCCUCAGGUGUCUUGCAUUUUGCCCUUUGCAUCUGAGUAAAUGGUCUUGCUUUGUUAUUUCUGAGACCUGUGGCCCAGUGCCCUCUAAAUGUAGCUGAGUUAAAAAAUUUAAUGUUAUAUUUGGUGAAGGCCGUAGCCCAGUUAUAGCAUCUGCUUUGCAUGCGGGAGGUCCUGGGUGGGCGGGGUAUAAAUAAUAAAAUUAUCAUCAUUAUUAUUAUCCCCAGCAUCUCCAGGUUGGGCUGAGACAGACCCCCGCCUGAAAUCUAGCCAAUGCCAGUCAGUCUAGAUGAUAUUGAGCUAGUUGGACCACUGCUCUGACUUGGUAUAAUACUGCUUUCUCUGUUGCAUCUCAGUUAGCUUGCAUUCCUGAACAGCCCAAUACUUAUACUACUGUAGUUGCUAAUGUUUCCCUUUACCCUAUUUUUGUGCCACAUCCUAUGGCUUACAUUGUGUCAUGUGUAUAAUUGCUUUCUGGUCCUUCAUGAGCUUCCUUGUUGUUGUUGUUGUUGUUGUUGUUGUUGUUGUUGUUGUUGUUGUUAGAAUUUAUAUACCACCCUAUACCUGGAGGUCUCAGGGCAGUUCACAGAAAAGAUCAACAUAAAAACCACAAUAUAUAUACCGGUAAUCAAAAUUUUGCACAGGCAGUCCAGUUGCUUUGAGUCAAAUCCAGCAUCCCAGUUAACCUCAUGUUGCUAUAUUCCCCUUAAGUUCAUGACAAUACCCCAGCCUUGCAAGGAAAUCCAAAGACAUUAUUAGUUAGUGCACGUCAAUUUAUACUAGCUUGCCUGGGCAACUCAUACCAAUGCUAAGCAUUGGGGGCUCCUCAGCAGUCUGGAAGAUAAAAGGACCAACCUUAUUUCAGCUAAUUAAAAACAUCUGAUCCUGUUUGUCUAUAGGUACAUCUUACUUGUCAAGUGGCUAUUUACAAACCUAUAAUUCCUUCCAGCAGGGCUUACUGUGGCAGCAGCUAAUCUCAAAGCAGCCUCUUAGUAAGAGUAUAAUAACGUAAUCUGUGUUGUAUGGAAUUUUAUGUUGUAUGGUUGGUGUUCAGCUCAGUCUUACUCAGAGUAGACCUAUUGAAAAUAGUGGACCUGAAUGAGUCACGUCCAUUAAUUUCAGUGGAUGUUCUAAAACUUAGUUGAAUACCAGUCUUAAGGGAUCUACUUGAGAAAUAUUUUAGUUUUUCAGCGGAAUAUUUGAGUUAUGUGUCCUGAACAGUUUGCAAACAAUUAUCUGGCUGGUGCUUUUUGUUGCUGCUGUUGUUGCCAUCUCAAAGUACCCAAGCUGUUUUCUUUCCCAUUUCCUUCAGGGUGGCAAGCGCCCCUUAAAUUUGGCAGUCUCUUGCCUGUGCUGCCAGGGAGUCGUCUGCCGGUUCAUUCAAGCCAAGUAAGAGUUUAUACCUCUGAUGGUCAGAAGGACCACAGUGGGGCACAAGAUGCAAGCUCCUCAGCUGCCGAAGGCAGUGCGCAGAAAACAGCAACAGGUAGGCACCACCGUGUCUUAACAUUUCUUCUUGCAGAAAUUAGCAGAGUUGCCAGCUUUCAGCCCUGAGCUUGAUUUGGUUGCAACCUUUAAUUCUCCUGUGGGAUAGUGUGCUAGGGCUAUUUUAAUGGUUUGUAGAUUUUAAUUGGGGGUGUGGGCAGGGGGUAAAUUUGCGAGGGAUGAAUCUUGCUUCAAAACAGCCUGUUUACUGCACCUUACUGAAGUAAAUCUUGGAGAGUGGGUGUUCCCAAAGAAGUUUGGGGUGAAUUGACGUCCUGUCUGAAUUACCAAAGUGUUCAGAAGCAUUUUCCCCCCUUCUGUGUGCACCUCUAAUUAAUUUGUGCACACAGUGGCAAUAUUUCUGGUUAUAUUUCCGAGUGUCUUAAAAAACCCCAGAUCAAAAUAACCUAAUGACUGUAGAGACAGUUUGUAAUAACCUCGCACAUCUGCUGUAUGUGUGCGAUUAAUUCAAAUGUUUCCACGAGGCAUUUAAGCCACGGUCUGUUGCUGAACCACAGCUUGAUGUGAAGAUGAUUGCCAAGUGAGAACAAAAGCUUCUAAAGCUGCUGCUUAAGUAUUGUUAUGUUGUCGAUUGGCUUGAAAUGGGCGUUCCAGAAUCCUCCAUUAUUCUAAAUGUUCAGAUUCUAAAUGUGCUUGCUUGGAAUUAAAGCCUGUUGGUUUCAGUUUUUUCUGGCCCUGGUUUAAAUUAGUUCUUUCAAGGCAGCUGUUUUUGAAGGUAAAAAGGCAGAUUAAGGAAAUGGCUUCCAUAAGGAGCUCUUGCCCAAUUCCCACAUAAAUUGGGCGCACCCUCUGGAGCAGUGUCUUCAAGCCUGGGUCCCCAGAAGUUGUUGGACUGCAACAUCUUGGCUGUACUCUGUUUCCAAGGUCCAGCAACAAUUGUUGGGCUACCCUUCUCCUCCAUCCUAGCCAGGACAGCUAUAAUCCAAAAGACCUAGAGGAUAUCAGCUUGGAGAAGGCUGCUUUAGAACAUGUCCCAGAAUUCUCUGCAGUGUGCCAAGAUUCUUCAGCAUGAACUGACCUGGACCUUACGAUCGUCAUCUGAGGCCCUUCUUUAUGUACACUCGAUAGACACAAACACAAAUAAAAGACUAGUUGAGAUGCAGUCCACGGAAACAUGCAGUUCUAUUUGUAGUAGUAUUUAUUACAGUGGUACCUCUGGUUAAAAACUUACCAUAUUUUUCGCUCUAUAGGACGCAUUUUUUCCCCUCCAAAAAUUAAGGGGAAAUGUGUGUGCGUCUUACGGAGCGAAUGCAGGCUCCUUGGCUUCAGCGAUAGCAACGUGAAGCCUCCAAAGCGCAGAGGGAGUGCUCCGGAGGCUUUGCGUUGCUUUCGCUGAAGCCUGGAGAGCGAGAGGGAUCGGUGCGCACCGACCCCUCUUGCUCUCCAGGCUUCAGGGAUAGCCGCCUGAAGCCUCUGGAGUGCAGCGGGAGGUCCCGCUGCGCUCCGGAGGCUUUGGGUUCCUUUUGCUGAAGCCGGGAGAGCAAGACUCUCCUGGCUUCAGCAGAGAGAGCUGCGCAGCACCCCUUCAGCCAAGCGGUAGGAGAAAUGGAAGGGGCUCCGUUUCUCCUCCGGCUUCGCUGAAGGGGCGCUGAGCAGAGAGGGGGAGAUUUUUCCCCCCUUGUUCUCCCCCUCUAAAACAAGGUGUGUCCUAUGGUCGGGUGCGUCCUAUAGAGCGAAAAAUAAGGUAAUUCGUUCCGGAGGUCCGUUCUUAACCUGAAACUUUUCUUAACCUGAGGUACCACUUUAGCUAAUGGGGCCUCCCGCUGUUGUGUACUGCCGCCGCACGAUUUCUGUUCUCAUCCUGAGGUAAAGUUUUUAACCUGAGGUACUACUUCGGGUUAGUGGAGUCUGUAGCCUGAAGUGUCUGUAACCCGAGGUGUCUGUAACCCGAGGUACCACUGUAGUUGCUUCUCAUAAAAAUGACUCAAAGUGACUUAGAAACAGAAGAGAAAUAAACAAGCGUAAAUAAAAGACAGGUCUGAAGCAGGAAUUGACAACCUAUGGCCCCCGAUUCUGUUGGUAGAGCUGGGCAAUAUCUGGUUUUCAACAUUGUGUUAUAUCAACAGAUGUUGGUGAUGAUUAUUAUUAUACCCGCCCAUCUGGCUGGGUUUCCCCAACCACUCUGGGUGGCUCCCAGCAGAAUAGUAAAAACACGAUAAAACAUCAAACAUUGAAAGCUUCCCUAAACAGGACUGCCUUCAGGUGUCUUCUAAAAGUCAGAUGAAUACCUCAAUAUGCUGAUUUAGCAUGAUGUCUAGAAUGUAUCUUGGCUGUUUUUUCCUCGCCCCCUUAGACAGAGAAGCAGCAGCCCAGAUACAUCGCUCAGUCCAAGCCACAACGCCUCUCUGGCUCACAUGAGCCACAGAGGCAUUGGGGCUUUGUUAAACAGCUCAGCUGGGGGGUGGGACGCCGCCUGCCCCUCAGCUGAGCAAGCCCCCAUAUCUCUCCGGCUUGUAUAAGCUGGGAGGGCAAGGGGCUUCCUCAAAGGGGCAGGCAGGCAAGUAGACGGAGCCCAAUAAGGUCCUCAUCCAGAACUUUCUCAUGCUCUGCCUGCCUGCUUGCUUGCCUGCGCCUUUGCCAUCUGCAGGCAAUUCAAGCUGGCGUGAUGUCUUGUCCGAAACUGGUAUCGCGAUCCGAACCCCGUACCAGUUUUAGGCAAUUUGCCAAUAUAUCGCCCAGCUCCAGCUGUUGGACUCCCAGUUCUUAUCAGCCCCAGUUCCCACGCCAGCUGAGGGCUGAUGGGAGUCCAGCAGCCUCUCUCUGGCACCAGUUCCCCCAUCCCUGCUCUAAAGCUUUUCAGAAUUCCUCAAGGAGAGGAGAAGAUCAGGAGUCUUGGGCAUGAAUCCCAACUUCCCCAUAAUUCCCAACUUUCCCCUUCAGUGUGUAACUUCAAGGAAGAGCUGAGUGUGUUUUAGAUCAGAGCUCCCCAAACUCUGAUCUGUCGGCCACAAGCUUCAUUCAGGUGGCCCACGGCAUGUCUGCGGGUUUGUCGUUGAAAUUGUUUUUAUAUAUGCAUUUAUUUUAUAUAUGUCUUUAUUGUAUUGUGAAGUCAUUUGAGAGGCUUUGUAGGAAGCGUGAUUCAUAAAUUUAAUAAUAAUAAUAAUACCACUGAACUAUGGCUUGUCCUCCCAGCCCCCGCAAUGGUACAGUAUAUCCAUAUUCUACAGAAUAACUUGCUCAAGGCUUUAAACAGUAUCAUCUUGACCCACAGAACAGGGAAUAGGUCAGUUUCUGCUUAAUUCCAAGUACCGUGUUUUCGUCAGGCCUCCUGGCCACUGUUACCCAGUAUAUAUAUAUUUUAAAGGGCACAUAACGCUGCCUGAAUCUCCAGUAGUAAAUCUUGACAUUUGAGAUGUGAUUAUUUUCCCCUGAUCAAACUUUAUGACUUAACCUUUUUAUUAAAUAAUGUCACCGUGUGUCCAUUUUACAACGGGCGACGGGAGGGGAAAGGAAAGGAGGAAUCAUUGCUACAGGCAGCGACUUUCGGCAAACCUUGGAGAAAAUGUGACCUUGCCAAGGUAUAUCAGUAUAAAUACAGCCUUCCAGCCCAGGGCUCUGAAGAUAAGGAGGAAGGGGGCAGACAGGCGUAACUUUGAAACAGCUUUUGCUGGUGUCUGUUUUUAAGUGUAUCAAAAAAGAAGUUGCUGCUGUGUAUUCAUUUAGGCCUUCUCUGUAUACAUUAUAAAUGGAAAGCCAUUAUCCAGAGUUUCCUUCUCUUAAGGAAGCAAUUUACUUUAUCCCUGCCCCCCCGUUUUUGUAAAUUAAGGCAGGAAGAACUAAUUGUUUGAUUCUUUUUUUUUAAAAAAAAAAAGUUGCAUAGACCAAGAGUGCUUUAAUAAUACUUAACUUUUGAAUAAUUCAAGCCACUUGCCAAGCCUUCUCUUAAUAAAAACACAGCUCCCUUUGUAGCGUUGUCAGGUUCGGAAGGCUAAUCCUAAUGUCUUCAGUUUCAGUAAAAUUAGCUUCUCUUUUACUGGUAGCGGAUGUCUGGCGAGCAUCCAAACGCCAGAGAAUAAAGCUUCAGUAUAUUGGCUGUUGUUAUUGAAGUCAUAAGAACUUAAUUCCAUUGAUAUACUUAAUUAAGACAGAGAUGUGCACGGCACCAUCUGCAGGCAAGGCAGAUUCUGUUCCUAGUGGGGAACACCUAUGGCAGGCGUCUGCAACCCGCGGCUCCAGAGCCGCAUGUGGCUCUUUUACACCUUUGCCGCGGCUCUGGGGCGGAUACUAGCAAGGGGAGGAGGCGCAUUGUGCGCCCCGACACUCCCCACUGUGGCGAGCGCUGUACUGGCUGUGGCGUUGCACGGGGGCAGUGCAUGCGUUAGUCACGCACCGUCCCGAUGUCACCUUCCCGCCCGCUGUCAGAUCGCGGCUCCGGAGAUAUAUUUGUUUUAAAUGUCGCAAUGGUUUGCGGCUCCCAGUUUUUUUUCUUCAGAAACGGGUCCAAAUGGCUCUUUUUGUCUUAAAGGUUGCAGACCCCUGACCUAUGGCUAUCUCUCAGCCCCACCCACCUCACAGGGCUGUUGUGAGAUUAAAUGGAGGUGGGGGAAACCAUGUGAACUGCUUUGAACGCCUUGUAGGGAAGGCAGGAUGUAAAUGUUUCUAAAUAAAAUCUUUAGCUUAAAUGUGCUUGGAUUUAUAACACCAUAUAACACCGGUCUUGAAAGACCUACAUUGGCUCCCAGUACGUUUCCGAGCACAAUUCAAAGUGUUAGUGCUGACCUUUAAAGCCCUAAAUGGCCUCGGUCCAGUAUAUCUGAAGGAGCGUCUCCACCCCCAUCGUUCUACACUGAGGUCCAGCACCAAGGGCCUUCUAGCGGUUCCCUCACUGCGAGAAGCCAAGUUACAGGGAACCAGGCAGAGGGCCUUCUCGGUAGUGGCGCCCUCCCUGUGGAAUGCCCUCCCACCAGAUGUCAAAGAGAACAACAACUACCAGACUUUUAGAAGACAUCUGAAGGCAGCCCUGUUUAGGGAAGCUUUUAAUGUUUGAUGUAUUACAGUAUUUUUUGGAAGCCGCCCAGAGUGGCUGGGGAAGCCCAGCCAGAUGGGUGGGGUAUAAAUAAUAAAUUAUUAUUAUAACACUUUUUGAAAACCAGAAGUUAGGUGUCUGCUUUAAAUUAUUUCAAAUGUUGCAAAAGCAAUAACAACUUUGACUUCCUGUCUAGCCCCUUUGCAUAUAUUUUAUCUUACAAUCGAAUGUACACAAAACAAUAAACGUUUCUAUAUAAAUUUUCCAAUACAUUCUGAAAACAUAAUAAAUCCUUAAUUGUUAUCCACCUCCUUUUAGUUCCUUUAUCACUCGAAUGCUAGGAUGGAGUCAAAACUAUUAUUGUAUUUUUGAUCAUAUUUCUAUAACCAUCCCAUUUUUCCGCAUAUUUUUGCUUUGAGUUUCCUCUGAGUUUACUAGUCAAUUGAGCCGUCUCCACCAUGAAGAAAAUAUUUUGGAAGAUAAAAGGGGAAAAAUAUUUACUUUCAUUAUUAUCAUUUUGUGUGCGGGUGUGGGUGUCUGCACAUAUGUGUGUUUUUGUAUGGAAUGGGAGGAAAUAAGACGGUAAAUAACAAAUAACAAACUAAAUAUUGAUUUAUGUAAUUUUUAUUUCUUAAUUAUAUUUAGUGGUAGUAUGGUUGUAUUGUUUUUUGUAACAUAAAAUCAUUCAAUAAAAAUUAUUUAAAAAAAAAUAAAAAUCAAAUGUCACAAAAGGCCAAAUUUAACAGUGGGCUAACACAUGCAUUAUUUUUUCCCCUUUAAGCAACAAUGGCAAUUUCAAAUAUGUACUCCUCCCCCCCCCCCAUGGCUUUCUGUCUUUGUCUUGGAAAGCAGUAAGUAGGAUUUACUCCGACUAAUAAUUAAUUGUUGUUUUUUAACAGCUAGCAGUCAAACGCCACCUUUGCCGCAAACUCCGAUUCAAGUGAAAGGUAAUUAUUAUGACAUAGCUUUGCACUGGGGUGGGUGGGUGUGUAUAGAGGUUGCUGCAUCCUCCGUGUAGCAGUUGCUGAAGACAGACACCUGUUUGGAUCAACCGCUCUCAUGCCAGCAUCUAGAGUCAUUGGGUUGUAGUCAACUAAGUAUUACUCUGAGAACAGUGUGACUGGCUGAGCAGGCGAUGGAGGCGGGAGAAGCCAGAGCUGCAAGGCCAUUGGGCAGUGAGGAAGAGCAGUGCCCUUGAGACAUUGCUGUGGGGACCUCCUUGUUUCAAAAUACUUCCUUUCUAAACAGAGUAGGCCCAUUGAAAUCAGUAAACCUAAGUUAAUCAUGUCCAUUACUCUGCGUGAUCAGAUCAUGUAGUGCAUUCAUAGAGUGAAAUAUUCUCAAAAAAGUCUGUUUUAUAAAUGAUUUAAUGUUUGCACUAUAAGCUGCUGCUUUAACGGGUAAUUAUCUAUAAUUCCCACAUCUCCAGUUGCUAUGUGUAUGUAUCCAGCUUGCCAUUCACUUCUUGAGCUUACCAUUUGCUUGUCUCUGCAAUGAUUUUGUCAUGUUCGGUGUCCGUUACCAGAUUUCAAUUGAGGUGAGACGAAUAGGUGAACGCCUGUAUAUUUUCAUGCAUACUGGCUUCUCCGCGGUAGAGAGGUCCUUUGGUGGCGCUCGUAACUGAGUCUCGCCCUUUUCCUCCCCCUUAAAGUGAAAGCUGUACUUAAAAAGAGAGAAUAUGGACCAAAAUACAUGAAGAAUAACUUCAUCACUGGCGUCAGAGCAAUAAAUGAGUUCUGCCUUAAGUCCAGGUAUGAUCAUUUCUUUCUUUAAAAAUUGGACUGAAAUUCUGUAACAACUGUUGCGGUGUGUCAAAGCUAACCGGUGAGAUAUGAAGUAGCCAGUGGAAUGUGAGGAGGAUCAUGAUACCAGACGUUAUGGGUAACAUUUUGGGUUUGGGGGGACAGCUUUGUGCUCUUGGUUACCAGAUACUUUUCACUGGGGUUGAGAGUGGUCAGCUUCAUAAUAAAGUUGGCACCACCUAGGGACUUCAAUGUUAAUGGGUACUGUGAGCGCAGUUCCAUAUUAUGUUGACGUUCUAGGAGAGAGGCUCAGUUCAGCUAUCAUGCCAGACAAUGGCUUGUGCUAACUAGAAUGAAGAAUUCACCAUGGUUUGAGCAAACCAUGGUUUAGCGCUCCGUGUCUGUAUUUCUGUGGUGUGCACGGUUUCUGGGAUAUCUGGUGGCACAAUGACUCAUUGCAUUGAGCCCCUACACACGAGUAGGUGCUGACAUUUGAAUUUCACUUGUUGCAGAAAAAAAAAGACUUAGUGGCAGGGAGGAAAAGUGUGGCCCUGCUCUGCUGCCAUAUUUUCAAAAAUUACAUUUAUUCCCUCGCCUGAGCUCUUCCACCACCUCCGUUUUAUUUUCACAACAACCCUGUGAGACAGGUAAGGCUGUCCUCAGAUAACCCAGGGAGUGUCAUGAUUUAGUGCAGAUUCGAACCCUGAUCUCUCAGUUCUUAGUCCAACGCUAGUUACUACACCGCAUUGCCUCUCUUGGAUAGGGCUGUGCCCUGAAUAUGAGCAACAUGUAAACAGCACUACUCGAUAGCAGGGCCGUGAAAUCUGUAGCCCUCCAGAUUUCGCUGGAAUACAACCCACAUCAUCCCUGACCACUGGCCAUGUGGCUACAGAGAAUGCCUUUUCUCUCUUCCCUGUCAACCGAGCCUCUGCCAAAGCAGAGAAGAGCCUCUUCACCAGAUCGUAGGCAGCUGGCAGAUUGGUACGGGGAAUGAAAAGAAUUGGUCUGUAUCUCUUUCUGACUUUUAAUACGAGAGCAAGCUGUACGUUGAACCAGGGGAGGUUGUAAAAUUGCCGCCUGAGCCAGAAAUCGCAUAUUGUGACGACCGCUUUACUUUUCAGUAAGUAGAUGAAUGCCUGGUGGUAAUACUGCCUCCCUCUCCACGAAACUGUUUCUGUUUUCCCAACAGUGACCUAGAUCAGCUCAGGAAAAUCAGGCGGCGAAGCCCCCAUGACGACACAGAGGCUUUCACUGUGUUUUUGAGGACGGAUGUGGAGGCAAAGUAAGAGCGAGUCUGACAACAUUUCCCGGGUUUGGCUAUCCAAAAUAUAUACAGUCGUACCUUGGAUCCCAAACGCCUUGGUACUUGGACGUUUUGGCUCCUGAACGCCGCAAACACUGAAGUGAGUGUUCCGGUUUGCGAAUGUUCUUUUGGAACCUGAACGUCUGACGGGGCUUCUGGGGCUUCUGAUUGGCUGCAAGAGUUCCUGCAGCCAAUCAGAAGCCGUGCUUUGGUUUCCGAACGUUUUGGAAGUUGAAUGGGCUUCCAGAACGGAUUCUGUUCGACUUCCACAGUACGACUGUAUUUAACUUCUAACACUUUCCCAUAUAGAUAUAUAUUACAGUUGGUGGUAGUGCCUUUGCCAUUCCCUCUGUUGCUAGAGGUACCUGGGCUUAGAUGAUUAAGACCUCAUGCCAUAUUACUGUGAGAAAAUUAAUUUCACCAAGAACUUUCAGAAUCAGCAAAGCCUCUCUCUUCAGUUCAGCUUGGGGUGGUGUCAUACUUCCACACCGACCUGCGUUUAAAAUUGCAAGAGGCAGAAAAUGCAAAUUCUUUGCUGUUUCAUUUUUUUUCCAUAGUCAAAAGCUGGCUUCCCUGACUUGGGGCAGAUGGUUUGGUCUGGUUUACUGGCUGGAGCUGAUGAUAGUUGCAGUUCCAAACUACAGGUUGGGGUCAAAAGCAAUAGAAAACAAAGUGUAUUAUUUCAUAAAGGAUCUUUUAACUGUGCUGGAACCCACCCAGAGGGACUGGGGAAAACCCAGCCAGAUGGGCGGGGUAUAAAUAUAAGAACAACAACAACAUAUUAUCAUCAUCGUCAUGCAAGUUAAAUGAAGUUUUUCUCCACUUCCUAUCACUUUCUCUCUUCCUUCCUCCUGGUACAGGUCUUUAGAAGUUUGGGGGAGCCCGGAAGCUCUUGCACGUGAAAGAAAAAGGCGUAAAGAAGCAGAAAUAGAAUACAGAGAGAGUAAGUGUGGAAUACUACCAAAAAUAAAAUAAAAUUAGUGUAACAGUUCUUACUCCUAUAUAGUAUAUUUGAUCAAUGCAUGUUCUGUAAUGUCACCUCUGGGCUUGUGUGUUGUUGUCAUCACGAAUAAUGGGGGUGGACAAAGUCUUGAACAUUUUUAUUUUCAGCUCAGGUUUCAGUUUGGCUGUGAACUAUUUGUGGAAAGUUUUGCAAUGCACCCCCCCCCCCGAGUCUACAUUUGACAGAGCCCAGCAGCCAGUCUCCAUGCCGUACCUCAUGUACAGUGGUGCCUUUGUUCUCCAACUUAAUCCGUUCCGGAAGUCUGUUCCAAAACCAAAGCGUUUGAAAACCAAGGCGCACUUUCCCAUAGAAAGUAAUGCAAAACAGAUCAAUCCAUUCCAGAUUUUUAAAAACAGCCCCUAAAACAGCAAUUUAACAUGACUUUUACUAUCUGUUGAGACCAUUGAUUCACAAAAUGAAAGCAAUAAUCAAUGUACUGUACUAUAAAGCAAAUAAGACAGUAUUGUAGUUGAUAAAAUUUAAAUUAAUCUUUUUUCUUACCUGCACUGAUGAUAGUCAUUGUUUGGAUGGGGGGCUUUUAUCCAUUUCCGCAGUCACACAGUCAAUCAAUCAGUAGCUGAACUGGGUUCCACACAGUCACAAAAACAAAUUAACCGAAAAAGCCUCAAAAACAAAAACGCAACAUAAAUAGCAAAAACAAAAGCGCCAAGCUUAAUCCAUUCCGGAAAUCCGUUCAACUUCCGAAAUGUUCAAAAACCAAGGUGCAGCUUCUGAUUGGUGCAGGCGCCCCGGAAACAACAGCUGACAGCUGCAUCGGAUGUUCAGCUUCCGGAAAAGUUUGAAAACUGGAACACUUGCUUCCGGAUUUUCGGCAUUUGAGAACCAAGGUAUCACUGUACCUGUUUAUCACAUGUUAUAUUUUUACAUGUACUUGUGAAAUGUUUCACAGCUACACCUCGAAAGAGGCAGUGGCGAUGUAGACCGAGCGCAGCAGUGGGCAGGGAGAUUUUAAUGUGUCUUUCCAGCCCAGCACACCCUGAUGGGGAUGUCAGUUGUUCCCUCCCCAGCCAUCAAGUGGCUCCUUUGAGGGGCAAUAGCAACUUCCUCCUCAGGUGAUCUAUGCAGAUUGCCUUGUGUGUGCAAGCGUGGAGUGGCAGACAACCUGUUGCUGGUAUAGCUAAAGGUAAAGGGACCCCUGACCAUUAAGUCCAGUCGUGACCAACUCUGGGGUUGCGGCGCUCAUCUCGCUUUACUGGCCGAGGGAGCCAGCGUACAGCUUCCGGGUCAUGUAGCCAGCAUGACUAAGCCGCUUCUGGCGAACCAGAGCAGCGCCCGGAAACGCCGUUUACCUUCCCACCACAGUGGCACCUAUUUAUCUACUUGCUCUUUAUGUGCUUUUGAACUGGUAGGUUGGCAGGAGCAGGGACCGAGCAACGGGAGCUCGCCCUGUUGCGGGGAUUCGAACUGCCGACCUUCUGAUCAGCAAACCCUAGGCUCUGUGGUUUAACCCACAGCGCCACCUGCGUCCCUGUUGCUGACAUACAAGGCUCCAAAAAGAUGGUCCAGGGUGUGAAUGGUCAAAAGCAGGAAGGAGCCAGCAUGAGCCUCGGAUUCAUGAGCUGCAUUGUUGCUGGGAAGAUGACUCUUGGGAUGGACUUGCCAUGCCAUACCAGCAACAAACUGGUUGGCUUAGCGAGCCAGCUUCAAAACCCAUAAUUCGAAGCUGGCGUGGCUUGAAAUUUACCAGGGUUUCUUUUAAGCCAUGGUGCCUAUUUUGUACAUAACAACAAGCCAGGGUUUAUAGAACAUAGUGCAAAACUCUGCAGAAAUUAUCCACGCCAUACAGGUUGCAGAGGAAGAAGUGGGCUGAGGAGUGUGGCUUGCCCUGAUGCAGAUGCCUUGGGACGCUGCAUAGUUUUGUGUAUUGUAUCAGGAAAAAAAAGGGUCUAUAUUCUGCUGCUCUCUCCACUCACACUGCCCGCUUCAUAAUUAUGUAUCUUUUCAGAUUUGUUUAGAAACCAGAGGUUGUUGAAGGAAUACAAAGAUUUCCUAGGAGAAACUAAGGUGGGUGAAUAAUGUUUUCCAUCUUUGCUGUUCCUUUAUAGGCAGAAGCUGCAGUUUUGUGCAUCUUGUGAUUUUGCAAGAGUACAGAAAAACACACAAUAGCCUGGCGAGCAGGGAUAAGUUGGUUUAGGAUGAGGGUGAAGGUAAAGGUAAAGGGACCCCUGACCAGUGAACCCCCUUGGGAAGCUUCCUCCUCAAUAUAUACAUGAUGAUUAAAGGUAAAGGGACCCCUAACCAUUAGGUCCAGUCGUGACCGACUCUGGGGUUGCGGUGCUCAUCUCGCUUUAUUGGCCGAGGGAGCCGGCGUACAGCUUCCGGGUCACGUGGCCAGCAUGACUAAGCCGCUUCUGGCGAACCAGAGCAAUGCACGGAAACGCUGUUUACCUUCCCGCUGGAGCGGUACCUGUUUAUCUAAUUGCAUUUUGAUGUGCUUUCAAACUGCUAGGUUGGCAGGAGCAGGGACCGAGCAACGGGAGCUCACCCCGUUGCGGGGAUUCAAACUGCCAACCUUCUGAUCAGCAAGUCUUGCUCCACCCCCUCCUCGAGUGCUUUUGCCUCACUGCAAUGUGGCCUUGAGCUGUGAUUAGGCACCAGGUUUAUUUUACAAAGCACAAGUACUCCCCAAAAACUGAGGUGACAGGCACCUCCUUAGAAAGAGCAUUCCUCCUUUCUCUUUCUUUGCAGGAAGGAAUGUCACUUCUAAAAUGCUGUGUUCCUUCAUGAGCAUGAGACUCUUAAUCUCAGGUUGUGGGUUCGAGCCCCAUGUUGGGCUAGAGCUUUCUGUAUUGCAGCGGGUUGGACUAGAUGACCCUUGGGUCCCUUCCAGCUAUAUGAUUCUGUGACUCAUCUAAAAAUAAAGUUAAUCUGUAAAUAAAGCAUGGGUGGGAUAUAAAAUAAAUUCAGUUGUAGAUGCAUUGAGACUUAAUUGAAUAUCCAUAAUUAAUUGCAACUCACACAUAAACUUGCUUUAAAUUUAUUUAACCUGGUUUAUAUCUUGUAGGACUAGCUAUUAUACAGAGGUAGAACUUAGCAUUCUACAUAUAUGGUUUUCCAUAAUGCAAUCAAUGAAUUUUAAACGGUGUACUUGUGUUUAAUUUAGCCACGUUCCAGCACAUCAACUAUGUUUCUGAGUGGACCAGGAAAAGUUGUCAUGGUUGCUAUUUGCAUGUAAGUUUUUAUUUAAUUUUUAGGCAUACAUGUUUCUAGGUUCCGGCAUGCAGAUUAAGGUUAAUUGGUGGUGGUGGUUUUUUUGUUUCAGUUGUGGGUUUUGCAGUCAUAUCCUGGAAAGCAGAAUUUCACUUUUAUAAGGAGAUAUCAGUUAGCAUAUUUGCUAGUAGCAUGCCCAGCUUUAGAUGUACAUUUUAAAAUUUGUGGUCUCCAGUCAAUUUCUACUUCAUGACUGCAAAGUUACCUUGAUCCAUUCUAGCUGUAACUUUCCGCUUGGACAUCAGGGAUGUGUGCUGUAGAUGUGCCCUUCAUCCUUCCCUCUCCAACACAGAUUGGAUCUUUCCAGGGUUUAGCAUUGGUGUCUGCCAACAAGUUCCCCCCCCUCUCCCCCCCCCACACCACCUCAGACCCAUAACUAGCUAUUCUAAGCUUGAUGAUGGGGAAAUCUUGUAAAUACCAUUUGUGGUUAAUGCUGAUGCAGACAUAGUGCUAUACCAUGACGAAAGCAACACAUGAAAGGGAGAGGGAGCUUGCAACAUGCUCCCAGUCCCCUACAUCCAGUUCUGAUGUACUGUUCCCUGUAUCGGCUCCCCCAACCUCAAACUAACCCCGAUAGCCUGGUAAUUUGGACUGUUUAUUCAGUCCCUUCUUUCUCAUAAGAUAAAGGCAGCGAUUAUAGCAUUUUAAUCUUAGUAUGGUGCUUAGAAAACUGUCAACACAUUAUCAAUAAGGAUUCCCCCCCUUUCUCUAUCCCCAGAAAUGGCUUGAAUUUCUUUUUUAAGCUCCUUGCUUGGGUUUACACGGGUUCUGCAAGCAUGUUCUCCGAAGCCAUCCAUUCUUUAGCAGACACUUGCAAUCAAGUGAGUAUUCUCUAUUUUAUUGGCCUUUUCUCUGUCGGACUUAUAUGUUGACCCUUUUGAUCAUCAGCUGCGCUUCCCACUAUAAGUGCAGCGAAGUGUGAAGCGGAAAUGUGUAUUUAUAAAGUGGCCGGGAGACUUGCCAGGAAGUGCAAACGGGCCACGGGUUGCUGGAGCCUGUCCAUUGCAUUUUUGUCUCUGUUUCGCAGUAUUUUGUAUUCCCUGCUACGAACGGUGGUCUAUAUGCAGCGACUACGCUUGCUUUGUCAAGUAUUUAAUAUAAUUUUGUGUCCAGGCCACUUUUCAAAACAGAAAUAUCUUCCAAGGUGUAUGGCAAAACAGAGUGUUUACAAUGAAUCAUAGUAAAACAACUAUUUUAUUCGAAAACCAUUUCAUUCUUCUCCCACAACUGCAUUCAACGUGUGGUUGCUGCACACGAAAGCUUAUACCAAGAACAAACUUAGUUGGUCUCUAAGGUGCUACUGAACAAUUUUUAAAUAUAUUUUGGUUGCUGAAAGAAAAAGAUGAGACACUGGGGGCGGGGCCAAGAACACGACUCCUCCUGUCACUCCCUUAUGCCCUAAAUAGGGAUAGAACGAAUAGGAAAGGGUAACUGAAGAUAGCGGGGAAAACACAAAUCACUGCCUUGCCUUUUCAUAUAUGUUAGUCAAGGCGGGUUGGCUUGCAAAUUUAGAUAAGAACAUCCCUGCAGUUUUAAAUAAUGAAAGACAACCCCAACACCUAAAGCUUUAAGGCUGCAAUGUCAUUCUUUCAAACAAUUGAGAAUUUGAGUUUGUCUUCACAACGUUUUGGUUUAAUUCUCUAUAUGGGUUUGGCCCUUGAAGUAGUGAGGCGUUUGGGUUAGCAGCAGCCUGGCCGAAGCUUUUUUGCGAAUCUACGAACGGUUUCCUUCAGGAUUUCAAGCACACUUUCUUUCGCAGCUAAUCUGCUAUUUACUGGAACGGAGACAUUUGCACACCCGCCAGGGUGGCUUAACAUGUUUUUGUUUGAAACAUUGCGCUUUCUAUUAAAAAAGCAUAGCCUCCUUAGGCUGUAAAAUUAUAAGGCCAGUUCAUUUGGCAUCAUCAGACGUAUUCUAGUGAGCCGCCCAGCUUUCCAACAGUGACUGGUACUGGCACUAUCUGCCAAGCUGCAGGGAGCAAAAUACGCUUGGGCAAAGCCCCUUCACGUCCCAAUUGCUGGUGUGAUGGAUUGCUGUUUUAAAGAGCAUGUGUACUGGAGAGACAUUUCUGUGGCGUCGCACAUGCAUGCUGAGUUUUUUGCUUUUGCUGAGACGUUCUGCCUUGAGCGCAGGUAGAAAUGAGGUUUGUUGAAGCAUCUGGUGGGCUGUGUGGGGCCUCUGGCAAGCGUGUGGUGCAGGCCACCUGUGCCUGCUCUUCUGAAUGAGAUGGAUGUCUUCUUUACGUAGUGACAAAGUAGUGUGCCACCAAUGUUGUUCCUCGAUGCCUUGAAACCACAGUGGUUCACAAUGAACCUACGAGCGUUUUCCUGGUGGGUUUUUGCCAGGUUCUGUUUCAACUAAAAUUUCCUGAUUUCUUCCCCAAACAUUAAAAUUGGUAUUAUUUUGUCUGCAGUAAAUCUGAGUUACUAGAGUGGCAUUCUCUCUCUCUCUUUUAAAAAUAUUUUAUUUUUUGUUUUUUUAAGACAAUAUUCUUAUACAUUCACAUCCUUUUCAAUUUCUACAUUUCUGGGAUUACUCAGAUCCCUUGGAUCCCCCCCCCCCCCCGGUUUCCAAUUUUUCAUUAUUAUUAACAAUAAUCUCCUUUUUUACCUUAAUUCAUAUUACAUUAUAAGUGUCACAACAAUCCUGCUAAUGUUUUUAAUAAUAUAAAGUGGUCUUUAAGAUAGUCUAUAAACUUUUUCCACUCUUGACUGAAUUUCUUGUCAUCUUAUUGCCUGAUCCUCACGGUCAUAUUUGCCAUUUCGGUGUAUAGAGUGGCAUUCUCUGUUUAAUCUUUUUCAAAAACUUUUGAUGAUUUUGAAAUUGUCCACUUCUGCUUUCUUUUCAUAUCCAGGCUUUACUAGCAUUGGGAAUCAGUCAGUCGGUGAGGACGCCAGAUCCCAGUCAUCCGUAUGUUGUCUUUUUUCCUUUUUAGUUUUAAAAGUCCCUAACUUCUAAAGUAGUUUAGAAUGUCUUUCGAAGCCCAAAUCGGACACCUUUUCAAUGUUUCCAACUUAACGUUGCGACGUAUCGCUGCCUACGUUCAGGUUCCAGGUCUGAUGAAAACAGCUGGUAGUUUGGGCUUUUCACAUGUAAGGUCAGUUUUGUCCAUGUGCUCCUUUCUUUGGCACCUGCCAAUACUGGAAAGCGAUUUGUGGCAAAUGACAAGUUCUAAUGUAUUGUGUUUCAAUGAUGGACUACAGUCUUUGAGGUUUUCCAUUUAGGUUGUGUUAGCUUUUGUAUAAUAAUAAUAAUUAAUAAUAAUAAUAAUAUUAUAAUAUUAAUAAUAAUUUAUUAUUUAUACCCCGCCCAUCUGGCUGAGUUUCCUCAGCCACUCUGGGCGGCUCCCAAUCAAGUAUUAAAAACAAUACAGCAUUAAAUAUUAAAAACUUCCCUAAACAGGGCUGUCUUCAGAUGUCUUUUAAAAAUAGGAUAGCUGCUUAUUUCCUUCACAUCUGAAGGGAGGGCGUUCCACAGGGUGGGCACCACUACUGAGAAGGCCCUCUGUCUAGUUCCCUGUAACCUCACUUCUCGCAAUGAGGGAAUCACCAGAAGGCCCUCGGCGCUGGAUCUCAGUGUCUGGGCAGAACGAUGGGGGUGGAGAUGUUCUUUCAGGUAUACAGGACCGAGGCCAUUUAGGGCUUUAAAGGUCAGCACCAAGACUUUGAAUUGUGCUCGGAAACGUACUGGGAGCCAAUGCAGAUCUCUCAGGACCGGUGUUAUGUGGUCCCGGUGGCAACUCCCAGUCACCAGUUUAGCUGGUGGAUUAAUUCUGGAUUAAUUCUAAUUCUGGAUUAAUUGCAGUUUCUGGGUCACCUUCAAAGGUAGCCCCACAUAGAGUGCAUUGCAGUAGUCCAAGCAGGAGAUAACUAGAGCAUGCACCACUCUGGCGAGACAGUCCGCGGGCAGGUAGGGUAUUAGCCUGCGUACCAGGUGGAGCUGGUAUACAGCCGCCCUGGACACAGAAUUAACCUGCGCCUCCAUGGACAGCUGUGAGUCCAGACUGACUCCCAGGCUGCGCACCUGGUCCUUCAGGGGCACAGUUACCCCAUUCAGGACCAGGGAAUACCCCACACCCCACUUAAUUAGGGUUUUGUUUUUGUUUUUUUAAACACCCGCAAAAUACAUGAGAGCCGAUACGAUUUUUAGCUACCCAGUGGGCUCCAAAACAUGGGGAGACAUCAGGUUUCUGCUUUUUCUUGUAAGACAGGGACAGACAGCCACGUUGCUUUCAAGGCUGAUAUAUGACAGCAGGUAAUCAGGGGGUCCCAUACCGCAGGGCAAGCCAGACCCAGCAGUGGGCAAGUCCUUUGCUGGAGUCCAUCGCAUAUCUAUUUACAUACACGUUUUAACACAGAAAUGCGCACACAGGCACACACCUUCCUCUCCUGUGCAUGUACACACAAACUCGCCCUCCCCCUUUCUUGCACAGACACACUCUUUAGCCUCCACAGCGACUGUGAUGCAGCCAAGAUUACUGAGAAUGGCAUCACGGAAAUAGUGGUUUUGGGUGCGUUGGUGUCCGGGACUGGGCAGAGGAGGAAUGGUGCAUUUUAAAUAAAAGGGCACAUUCUUCUCAUGUAAAAACACACUGAUUCCCCGACCAUCCGCUGGCCGGAAUUAAAAGGCGAUUGGGCUGGAUCCGGCCCCUGGGCCUUUGUUUGCCUACCCAUGCCCUAGAGAGCUGGCUGCUUUUCAGUAUAGAUACAGUCCAGACUUAGGUUGACCCAACGGUCUGACUCCAUACAAAGGAAUUUUGUACGCAAAUAUUGCAUGCGCUCUCUCUCUCUCUCUCUCUCUCCUCCCGCUCCCAAAUCUCCAUCCAGAUAUGGCUUCACAAACAUGCGCUACAUUGCAUCCCUGAUCAGUGGCGUUGGCAUUUUCAUGAUGGGCGCAGGGCUCUCAUGGUAUCACGGCAUCAUAGGUCUGAUGAAUCCUCAGCCCAUAGAAUCUCUUCUUUGGGUGAGUUGUCAUUGUCUUUUGAAAAUUACAAUGCUUUAGUGAAGUUUAAUAUCGUUAGCCCGCUGUGCUAGCAGAACAGCAGCGUUGGACACAGACAGUGGGUAGUUUUUGUGGAGCUUGCCUUGCUGUGCUUGAUAACUUCUUUUAUUUUGGGGGGGAAGGCAGGGGAAUGGGUAAACUGGCAGCAUUUGGGCUGCAGAAAAAGCAAUCCAUCUUGGUCUUGAAGUAAGUAUUGCAAGAAGUAGGGCAUGUUUUCAGGCUGUAAAGACAGAGACCACGCCUUACUGCUAGGUCUCCUCUUUUUUUUGAUGCAAUAAAAUUUUGAUUUUGGAUGCAAUAUGUCAGUAGUGUUGCAUAUUAUGGUAUGCCUGAGUUACGUGUGCUUCAAAACUAGGAAGUCACUACUGCUACAGAGUAUCACCAUAGUCAUAGUCUGACCAGUUUGGCAAAACACAGUCCUGGCCCUUAGCCUAUGAGUCAGGAGACUAGAGUGCUUCUUGAGAUUACUACAAUUUUAAUAUUUUGGCUCUUCUGCUUCAGUCUUGUCUCACAAUAUAGGAAGUUGUUUUUUAUUCCUGAAAAAAACACCAAACUACUGUUUCCCCCCAAGGCAUUCUACUGUAUAACUACAUUCUCCCCUAUUACUUCUAGGCUUAUUGUAUUUUAGCAGGCUCACUGGUGUCUGAAGGAGGUAUGUAUUCCAGUGGGAAAAUGCAUUAUUACUUUGCCAUUACUUUGCUGAUGCAUUAAUAGUUUUUUAAAGGCUUGAACUUGCUCCUAAGUGAGCAUACAAAAUUAAGCAUAUAACAUUUCAAGCUACAGUGGUGCCCCGCAAGACGAAUGCCUCGCAAGACGGAAAAACCGCUAGACGAAAGGGUUUUCCGUUUUUGAGUUGCUUCGCAGGACGAAUUUCCCUAUGGGCUUGCUUCGCAAGACGAAAAUGUCUUGCGAGUCUUGAGAUUUUUUUCCGCUUUCCCCCCCCUUUAUCUAAUCUGCUAAGCCUUUAAUAGCCUUUAAUAGCCUUUUAGCAGCUAAUCCCCUAAGCCUUUAAGCCUUUAAUAGCCGCUAAACCGCUAAUAGCGCUAAUCCGUUAAGCCGCUAAUAGGGUUGCUUCGCAAGACGAAAAAGCCUCUAGACGAAGACUCUCGCGGAACGGAUUAAUUUCGUCUUGCGAGGCACCACUGUAUUAUAGUUUAACUCUUUAGCAUGCAAAUCUAAAGUGCUCUGUGUGUGUGUGUGUGUGUGUGUGUGUGUGUUUGUGUGUGUGUGUUUGUGUGUUUGUGUGUCCUAGGGGAUGAAACUCCUGCUUGCCUCACCCACCUAACUUCUGACACGGAGGGCGUUUUUUAAAUCUAUAAAUAAAACUUGUGAUUUGGCAUCUAGGUGUGCUGAUCAAAUCACUUAAGUUAAAGAACUUGAUGCAAAGAAACGCACAGCUGGUGCUGUGAGAGGGGAUUUUUGUUGAUGGGCUUCUCGGAUUGCACAGCAAACAUCUUUUGAAAGAGACCAGAUGAAAAAAGCAAGUCUCUGAUAUUGGCAUGGAAAUCUGCAAUUCAGAGGAAUAAAGAAGGGUGGUUUCCCCCAAAUUCUUAGGCUCAUCUCAAGUCGGCCUUCAAGUCACAAGCAAGAAUUGGAUAUAGAACCUUAGUUGCAGGCAGUUAAGCCAAUCUGAACUGGAUAUCUUAACUCACUUAGUCUAGAGCAGUGGUUCCCCAACUCCCCCCUCAUUUGAAAGUUUGCUGAUAGUGGACCACUUAAUUAUUAUUAUUCGCCUGUUGAAGCAAUUGCAGUGCACUGUAUGCUGUAUGAUUUUUACUCAUGUUUCCAUUGCUUCUUUUAUUUCUUAUAUUGUAUUUUCUUUGCUGUUUUACCCGAUAUCAUUGUCUUUUCAUCAGGAGUUGAAAUGUUUCCCUUGUGUUCUUUCUCUUACUGAAACAAUUAUUUCACUGCUUUUAUUCCAGCUACUCUUCUUGUAGCUAUAAAUGAAAUUCGAAGGAGCGCUCGAGCCAGAGAUGUAUCCUUCUACCAAUAUGGUAUGUAACAUGAAAUGAAUUUACUCAUUUUGUAAAACAUAGCAAGAAGCUGUUCUGGUUUUGUUUUUACUUAUUUUGAAUUUGUACAGCUUAAUGUCUCCUGUAUUGUUCAUAAAUGGGAAGAAAAGCCUUUUCGUUCAUUAGUGCUUCCUGAAAUUUGUUGCUACCAAGGAAAUAAUAACUACUGAACUCUGAGAUGUCCGUAGAAUCAUAUUUUAAAACAUUAUCAACAUUUAACUCUACUUUGCAGCAAACACUUUAUUAAAAGCUUUGGCAAGUUUUCAUUUGUUUAACUCUUGUGUGGCUACGUCAGUGCCUCACUGUUGCACCCAUGUUCAAUCUUCAGUUAUGCAGGCUCGUGAUCCCAGCACAAAUGUUGUGUUGUUAGAAGAUACCGCAGCAGUUCUGGGUGUGACGUUAGCUGCUACUUGUAUGGGUCUGACUUCUCUCACAGGUAAGCCUUUCUAUAAGUUUGAGUCCUGGCAGAAUUUUCUUCUAACUUGCAAGUAGGGCAAGUUAGAAGAAGCUAAUCUUCUUCUAAGGCAAUUGGCAAAAAACCCCCAGUAAUAGUCAAGUGCUUAAAACAAACUGAGGAUAAGUAGACAAAACUUUCUUGGACUGGAGUGCUGCAGGUUGGAGAUUUGAAUCCUGCUUCUGUAAAACCCUUGCACAUAGAAAAAUUGUACGUUGGGGGUCAAGGCUAGUCUAGAACCCCACUGAUCUUGUGCAAUCUUCUAACAGCAUGCUAGUUUUGCUCUUCCAUUCUCAUGCAUUUUUCCUUUUUUGUCAUGACUUUUAGACUGUAAGUCUGUGGGCAGGGACUAUCUUGGCUGUGUAUGUGUUUUUAAGCAUGAUUAUUGAUCAUGAUUAAUACAACUUUUUCUCCCUAACAAUAAUAAUAAUAAUAAUAAUAAUUUAUUUAUACCCCGCCCAUCUGGCUGGGCUUCCCCAGCCACUCUGGGCGGCUUCCAACCAAAUAUUAAAAUACAGUAAUACAUCAAACAUUAAAUGCUUCCCUAAACAGGGCUUCCUUCAGAUGUCUUCUAAAUGUUUGGUAGUUGUUGUUCUCUUUGACAUCUGGUGGGAGGGUGUUCCGCAGGGCGGGUGCCACUACCGAGAAGGCCCUCUGCCUGGUUCCCUGUAACUUGGCUUCUUGCAGUGAGGGAACUGCCAGAAGGCCCUCGGCGCUGGACCUCAGGGUCCGGGCUGAAUGAUGGGGGUGGAGAUGCUCCAAAGAGCGGGUUAGAGCAAUGUUAAUUAAAUGGAGACCUUAAUUGGCCAUUUCUGCUUCUAUCUACCUUAACUCCCUCCUCACUCUUCUGGUUAGUGAUGACUUCUAUAUGUAUGAAUUGCAUAAUACUGUAACUUAUAUUCGUUGCUCUUGUCCCAUCCAUUACGUGGCGUUGGGAGCAAGCCAGCAGUAAAUCACACUGUGCAAGUUGGAGUUAACUUUUUUUUAGCAAGAAUGCAGUCUGCACAGACUUGUUGGGGUGUCAGGUCUAAUGACCACGGAAGCUCAUCCCCAGUAGGUCUGGCCCCUACUGGGCAAGUAGGAUCAGUUGCUGAGAGUGAAAGUCCCCACCUCCACACAGCCAUCUAAGUUCCCUCCUCUCCAGGGUUUCCUCCAAGCAAUUGGAGACUGUGCCUGUAUGAAGCCAACCUCUCCUCCACCCAUUUCAUGACUCUUCUGGUCCUGGGAGAUAAGUGGGGAGGGGAGCUUGUUGCAGACACCUGUGAGUCUUCACCAGCCAGACUCCCCUCUGCCUCUUGGCCUCCCUCCUCCUCUGCUUCAGCUUCUGCCUCUGGUUCUGGGCUCCUCUCUGCCACAUACUCUCCCAGCUCACUAAGCCCUGUUGCCUCUUCAGCUUCCAGUACCUCUUCCCUCCCCAGUCUUUUCCCUCUGCCCACUCAUCGUUCUCCCGCCACUAGUCCCCGGGCUCUGAGCCAUAGCUGUCAACGUUUCCCUUUUUUUAAGGGAAAUUCCCUUAUUCCGAAUAGGAUUCCUCACAAGAAAAGGGAAAAGUUGACAGCUAUGCUCUAAGCCUUCUUGCCUUGGUGUUUCCCCAGCUAGUUCUUCCCAUCAUUCCUCUGCACCCAGCCAAUCAUAGCUGUCAACUUAUAGAUUUGAAAAUAAGGAACCAGCAGCCUCAAAAAUAAGGGGUCAGCAGCCAAAAUAAGGGAUUUUCCAAGCACAGGUAUGUUCAACCUCUGAGCUCCUCCAAGCCAAAGGCAGAAAGCCCAGCCAGCAGCCAAAUGAAGCCUCAAGUGGUGGUUCCCACAGCGCAGCAAUCUGGCAAAGGGGAUGCAACAAGGAAAGCCACCGUUUCCUCUCCGCUGGGAAGCGCUGAGCAAAGGCGAGUCCCCAGGCAAUGCGGCCGAUGUGAUUGGCACAAGGCAUGCUAGCUCCACCUCCCAGUCGUUCUUAGGCUCCUUAUUGGGUGAGCAACGCAGCCAAGCAACACAGCUGGAGCCUCCCUCCUCCCUGGCUGGCAGGGAGGGAGGGAGAGGAGCUGCUUCCUUUGAAACCCGGGAAAUUUAAGGGACAUCAUCAAUAAGGGACAGCAGCGGGACACAGCACUGGGAUAAGGGACUUUCCCGCCAAAUAAGGGACGGUUGACAGCUAUGCAACCAAUCCACGACAUCAGGUUACGUAGCGAAAAGUGUGAGCGCAGCAUAGUGUGGCUAGCUUCAUCCUAAGUGAUCAUCUCCACCAAGAGAAAUGGAGAAGGCACACAACAGCAAUCCCUUUUGAGAAAUGAAUUUGUGUCUGUGUGUAUCCUUUCAGGUAACCCAUACUACGACAGCCUGGGGUCCCUUGGUGUGGGGACACUGCUGGGAGCUGUAUCAGCCUUCCUUAUUUACACCAACACUGAAGCUCUGCUGGGAAGAUCCAUCCAACCUGACCAGCUACAGAAACUUACAGAGUUACUGGAAAGUGAUCCUGCUGUAAGGUAAGAGAGUUGGGUGGGGAAGGACCUCUUUGAUGGCAAAACCCAUCGACAAUAAAGAGCAUGCAAUGGGUGGAAUGAUGAGUUCUUCUUUCAAGUUAACUUUGGAAUUUAUUUAUUUUUAUGGGAAGAAAGUCAGUUUUGGGUCAUGUGGCCGUUUGCUUGGGCAGCUCGAAACACCUAAUUGUUUUUGCUUUGUCCCACCACAUCCUACAAAAUAUUUAUCUCAGAGCCAUUCAUGAUGUUAAAGCCACAGAUAUGGGAAUGAGUAAAGUGAGAUUCAAAGCAGAAGUCGACUUUGAUGGACGGGUUGUUACUCGGUCUUACCUGGAGAAACAAGACAUUGAACAGCUGCUACAAGUAUGCAUAAAUACGCGUGGUUGUUUUCAGUAGUUUUUCUUAAGUGCACUUAAAAAACCCCAAAUCAGUGGUGUAUGUACUUUGUAUUUAUACACAAUUCCUCUAUAAAGUUUAUAGGCUGUAUACAAAUGUGCCUUAUGGGCUUUCAAGUGGAAACCUGGCGUAGAACUCUUUUGACAAGUACAGUGGAACCUCGGUUUUUGAAUGUAAUCUGUUCCACAAGACCGUUCGACUUCCAAAACAUUCGAAAACUGAAAGCAGAAGCCUCAGUACAAAUAGGGAAACUCAAAAUGGAAGCUGCGUGGCAUGUUCAGCUUCCUAAAAUCGUUCAAAAACUGAAGCAGUUACUUCUGGGUUGUUGGCGUUCGAAAGCCGAAAUGUUUGUCAACAGAGACGUUUGACAACCAAGGUUCCACUGUAAAUACAACAGGGAAUUAUUCACAAUGUAGCUUUACUUCACAGCUCACAACAACAUAAAUGAGGAAUUGUUUAAUCCUACGUUAAUAAGAAGGGUAUUAUUUUUUGGCUGAGCUGAUGUGAUGCCUUAGAAUGUUCACAGACAUUCAGCUCUAGGAAAGUUAAAACAAAUGGAAUGUAAAAGGCUAACUUUUGCCUGGAUCGUGUCCUUUGUAUUUAGUUAUGCUCUGAUAAUUCAGUUUUUAACAUGGUAUGGUUUUCAUUACCAUAAAACUUAUCCUUUUUUGUGUGUGUGUGUUUUUAAAAGGAAGCCCUGUUAACUUCUAAGAAGUGUGUUCUUAAAAAUGAAGGAUAUUGUAAACGGUGUAUAAUAAUGGGGUCUACUUGUAACAUCUAGUUAAACAGAAAGCUGUGCUCAGCUAAUUCAUAUUCUGCACAGAGGAUUCUGCAGCCUGAGUGAGUAGUGCAGUUUAAGCAAGUUUGUGUUCCUCUUCUUAGUGGUUGUAAGCAUGUUUCUGCAUUUCUGGAGAAGGACAGCAAGCUGCCCAUGCUUUAUCAUCUCCCUACCAAAAGUUCAAAUAAAAUUCUGGCUUUGGAGAUUUCACCAGGCGAUGCCUGUAGACUUUGAAGCUUAACCUUGCACCUGUAAGCAUUAGAAACCUGCUUUUUUAAAAAAAUAAAUAAAAGCCUGAGAUUCUCAAGGGUCCUUAGCUCUGUGGAUUUUCUGCACCUGCUCACAAACUUGGAAUACACAUAACAUGAAUAUAGCCAGUUAAUAGAUAUCACUGCCUGCUGACAGUCCAGUUCUGUGCCAACACUGAGUUUAAGCAGUUAGUGAAAAUAGGUUCAUGCUCCCAUUUUUUGAGGCAUGGCAUGAUUCGUUACAUGAAAAAGUCUUUGCGUUUACAAGAUAGGAAAGCAUAUUUGUUAUUUCCCCCUUGCCACUUUUUAAAGCUUGCUUGCUUAACUUCACGGCAGGAAAUCCAGCAGGUGACAACUCCUGAAGAAUUAGAGAAUUUCAUGCUGAAACAUGGCGAAAAUAUAAUUGACACGCUAGGGGCAGAAGUCGACCGGCUUGAGAAGGAGCUGAAGGUAAGAGUUUGGCUGCCAAACCAGCCUUGGUGGAAAAUGCUCUCCUUCUGUAAUUGAGGCUCUGUUAGGCUAAUAGGCCCAUUUCAGGUUCACGGGUGGUUAAAACGUUGUAAACAAAGACCCAGAGCAGGGAUGGGAACCCUGUUUCUGCCCAGGGGCUAACUUUCCCUUAUGGACAACAUUCUGGGGGCCGCACAUCGGUGGUGGGCCAGAUGCAAAAGCAAGCUACCGUAUUUUUCGCUCCACAAGGUGCACCUGACCAUAAGGCGCACCUACUUUUUUUUAGGGGGGGAAUUCAAGGGGGGAAAAUUCUUUAAAGGGAGCACUGAGCAGAGCCUGUAUGCAUCCCAGGCUCUGCUCAGCGCUCCCUUUCAUGAGCCGCGUGGAGCGUGUGUGCGGCGCUUGCGGCUUUUCCCCAUGGAGGGAAAAGGGCAGCCCUCCUCGGGGAAAAGCCCCCAAGAGCCACACACACACUCCGCGCAGCUCUUUAAAGGGAGCAUGGCUCUUUGGGGCUUUUGCGGGAGGUGAGAGAGCCUUGCUCUGUCCCUUCCCCCACAUCCCGCAAAAGCCAGGGAUAGCCACACGAAGCCUCCCCAGGGCAGCAGGAUGAAGGCUCCCCGCUGCCCUGCGGAGGCUUCGCGGGCUACCCCAGAGCUGCUCAGGAGCUUGUCGGGGCUGGCGGGGGAAGCCCGGGUUCUCCCCCGCCCCCCAGCCCCAAGGACCACACAUUCGCUCCAUAAGACGCACAGACAUUUCCCCUUAGAUUUUAAGAGGAAAAAAGUGCGUCUUAUGGAGCGAUAAAUACAGUAGUUGCCCUACCUCCAAAAGCCAGGCAAAGAAAGAUGCAUGAUCAAAGUUCAGGGACACCUUCCAGCCAGGCAGAGAGUACAGAGAUGGUGUGUGGCCUGGGAAGAGCCCUAAGGUACAGAAUGAGAGAGGCCCAGAGGCUGGAGGUUCCCCAUGACUGGCCUCAAGGCUCUUGUCUUGGCUUCUCUGGCCACCUCAUUUUGGGAACAGCCUCCUGAAGAAGCCCCACUGCGAUGGAAGGAAACACUUCAGAAGAAGUAGCUGAGGAUGCCUACAUCAAGAAUUUGUUGUUCACGUUCAUGGGGGCUUUAGUUUAGAUUCCCUUCCAACUCUUCUAUGAUUCUACUUGCCCAGAAAUGUAAUCAGCAAGUCCACGAGGACAAAAGUGGAGCAGUGAGUUGAGUGUUGAAUUUGGAAGGGGAAGACCUGGAUUCAGGUCCCUGCUCAGUUGUGGAAUGUGUUAUAUGGCCUCUGGUCAGUUGUUAUCUCUUCACCUCGCAGGCAGUUUUUCAUGGUAAUGUGAGUGUCCAAGAAGACCAUGGAAAGCACCCUGAGCUUCUCAGAGACAGGAUGGAAUAAUAAAAUAUUAAAUCCGAAUGAUUUAUUUUGCAUGUGCUCAGUACUGAUCACACGCUUCUUCCAGGGAGCUCGGGACCGUGUACAUGGGAUUCUCCCUUUUUAUCCUCUCCUCAGCCUGGGGAGGUGAAUCACUCCAGGCUGCCAAGAGAGCCUCUGAGCAGAGCUCUGAACUCGGGUCCUUGCCUCAACUCAAAUCCAAGAUUUGAUCCAUGGUGCGGUGUUGACAUUCUUCCCACGUGCUUGUUUAAAAGCAUUAUGGUUUUCGUUUCAGAAAUUGAAUCCUGAGGUGCGCCACGUGGAUCUGGAAAUACUGUAGUCUUCACGGAAGCAGCUUUUAAAGUCUUCCGGAUCGGCCGAACUGAGGAACGGAGCAGCAUCUGAAACUGCCGGGAUCUCAAAAGAUGUCAUCACAUUUCAGCUUUCCGAUUCUCUCAGUGCUGGUUUUCCUCCCAGAGUGAACGGCUUCCUUUGAACUGGUUUUCCAGGACAGCUGGUUGCCGCGUGAAAGCGUAGCGGGGAGGAAUAUUUGGGACUAGAAACUUUUAAUUUAAAUAAGUUAUUGAAAUGUCAGUUUCUGAAAAUGCACACUAUAUAUUUGCUGCCCUAGACCAAGGUUUUGUAUCUCAUUUGCACAUUAGCUCUGAUGCAGCUGCUAUUCUUAAGCGUAUAUUAGAGUUCUAUGCCCAAUUUUAAAGGCUUCGCCCCUCCUUGAGUCAAAUGGCUGUGUUCCAAUUCUGUAGCCUUCUCUGACUUUUCAUGUUAUGAACGUAAUGAGAAUUCUGUCCUUUCCCCCAGUAUCAUGAGCUGGUAACCUUCCUCCUUGUAGUGUUUUGAUGGUUCUUGACAAUUUGAUCAGACCCACUUGAGUGAUCCAAUUCGUUGUUCUAGAGCAAACGUGCAGAGAGUGUAUGAGUAAAUAGAAACUUGUCAUAUGGCUCCUUCCUUACAUUAGCGUUGUGGUCCAAUAGUUGCUCCCAGCAAAGCCUGCAAAUAUUCUACCCGUGAAAUCGGGGGAAAUGGCAUUGUUUCGUAGCCACUGCUGUGUUGCGUCUCCCUAAUAGUUCAGUCUAAUCCCCUGGAUGAAAGUUGCAGGUUUCACUUGGAAUGGUGUGGGGGGCAAUUGUGGGGUGGCAUCACCUUCUAUUCAGAAUCUUAGGGUGGUAUUGUUUUAUUAUCCAUCUGAAAUGGAACAUUUAGCAUGCUCUAAAAUGCAUUGAGGCUAUUUAUAAAGAGGCUCCAUAAUCCAAACAACUUGUGCAACCAAUUCCAUACACCUAGGAUGACUUGUGUUUCUUAAACAGCAAACUGUUUUCAAAACAGAGGGUAGUUUAUAUAUAUAUAUAUAUAUAUAUAACAGCUCCACAAUAAUUUAAUGCCUCUGCUUUUUGAAGAAGAAGAGACAGUCCAAAAUCCCUCUAGAACAGCACGAAGCAGAAUUGGAAGCAACCAUUUGGAUUCCAGCCAGAAUAUUUAUUUAUAACUUGCACUGCUUAUGUCGCUCUGAAUGGCAGGCUAUGGUUUAUAACAUGAAACUUCUCGUCUGUGGGGAAUAAAACAGUGACAGUUCACUUAAACGUAGAAAGUUCAGUACUGGGGCUUUGAAUAUUGUUUGCAGUGGGAGCCAGGAAGAAGCAGGAAUCCAGAUUGUAAACUCUUGAGGCUGGAUGACAAUCCUGGCACUAUUUAACUUGGACAAAUUUUGUAAAAGUCAGAGGAAAUGUACUCUGAAGGUAAGUGGUAUAAGAGGACUGUAACCUUUAUCGUUAGCAGAGGCUAAAACUGAACAUGAAUCAUGCAGGUUUGGGGCUGGUUCACACAGACAUAUAUUCAGCACUCAGUGUGUAAGCUGACUUUCUUGCUAGGUAAUGUCAUGCAAUUUUAUCCAUCUUUAGUCCUGGAUCUGUGAUGACUUUUAUAGAAAUGUGUCACCAUUUGAUGUCUGCAAAUGUGAUGUGCACACAUGUGCCAGCCAGCGAAACUUCAGUGGUAAAGUUGCGUUGUAAGGGAGGUACUUUUAAAAAAUAAGGAGUUGCUUAUUGGAAUGACUUUGGCCUGAAGGCUGAAUCCCCAGAUUCAGUGGCCUUGAUAGUGCCGUGGAACAACAAUACAUAAACCUGCUGUGCAAAGCAAGAUAUAUGGAUAAUAAUAAUUUUUAAAACAACUGUGCUGGAGACUAAAAUGGAUCAGCAUUGGCUUAAUUUCUAAAUUUAAAAUGUUGCAUUUUAAAGUAAACGCAACUUAUGCCAAUAAAGGCCAAUAACAAAAGUAAAUGUAACUUUGAACUAGCAGGCCUCUUGACAACAUGAAAAUUAACAACAGCAUGCAUUUUUAUGGUACUGUUUGGAUUUUAGGUUUCAGAAAUGUACAUAUUGUAAUUAGUACGUAAUGAUAACUUUAUUACAUAAAUUUAGAAGUAAAGGCGCUCUUUGGUUUUUUAAAAUCUUGAUUUCUCAAGGGCAAUUUCUUAGUAAAUGCUUAAUUGCAGCUGAGGGUCCUCCUCACCCCCAAACUAUAUUAUGGGCAACCUGUUUUUCAAUCAUUUGCACUUCAAACAGGCAUCUUCCAGCAUACAGGGAGCUUCUCUACACACACCUCUGGUAGAAGCAAAGGUUAAAGAGGUAUGCACAUUAAAACAGAGAUGUAACAUUCCGUUACGUAUGCACAUCUAUUGCAUGGUUCUGUCUGCUGAGAGCAUCUUAUGGAUCAAGAGAAGUAUAGGGACAUUAAUUUCAAGGGGAGCUUUGUUUCCUUGCAAAGUGUGCUUCGGGUGGGUUUGCAAAUGGUCACUCACUUGGUUACACAUGGCAAGUAGGAAUCUCCUCUAGGCAAAUGGGCAGGGAAACUUAAAAGAAGCUGUUUGUUUUGGGUUCCAAGCUUCCAAGUAAUUGGAGGCAGACCAGGAUGAAUUGUCUGGGCUUCUACCCUUUGCAGACUUACUUGCAAGGCUGGCUUUAGACUUCAUACUAGAUUAAUAAUACAGUUACAAAUGCGUUUGUUGAAAAUGUAACUUAGUGCUCUGUUUAAAGGUAAGGUGUAAAUAUCUGUAUAAACUUUAAUAGGCAGCGAAUUCUCAUUUGUAGUGCACUUUGAUCUCAUCAGUAGUGGCCUUUCCUUUAAUCUCCUGCUGGCGAGUGGUCUUCUCCUGAGCUUGUGAACCUGGUGCCCUCUAGAUAUUUUGAACUGCAUUGGCUCCAGCCAGCACAGCAUGUUCUGAUCUGUAAAGGUUGGUUCUUCAGCAGUUCUCCAAGUGUGGGGCAGGUCGUUCUUAGUGAUAUGCCUGAGCAAGGGUGUAAAAAGUGCCUGGGAGGGGAUAGGAUUGGGAAGCAGUUAGAGCAGGGUUUCCCAAACUUGGGUCUGCAACUGUUUUUGGACUACGGUUCCCAUUAUCCCUGACCACUGGUUGUGCUAGAUAGGGUUGAUGGGAGUUGUAGACCAAAACCAGCUGGAGACCCAAGUUUGGGAAACCCCUGAGCUAGAGUGUCCUCCUUGCAUAGGCCAAGACUAGAGUGGGCUGAAUAGCUGUUGAGAUGAGGGCCACCCUUGACUCUCAUUGGGAUUAUGGGAUAAAUGCUCCUCUCUUGUCUCAACAUCUCAACCUGCCUUGGGAAGAAGAGAGUCUGCUUGGGUAGAAGUGUCCCUGCUCAUUCUAUCCCUAUUCUAAUCUGUUGGGUAAAGAUUCCACUCCACAAAUCCUUGCUUGCAGUAAAAAGUUGCACACAACUGCAUUUAGGUAUCUGCACAUGCCUCACCGUGGAAGAGAUUGUUGAUGUAGUACUGACAUCUGAAUGAAACAAACAAUAAGGGGGAAACCCUCUGAUAUUUGUGAACAGCAAUCUUCUGAUGGUCAUGCGUCUCAUGUCCAAAUCACUGUGAAAUAGAAGUUUGCACAUAUAUUUUUUUUGCAAAUGCUGAGCAGUCAUGAUACUGGCAAUCCACUUUUCAUGGAAUUAAUUGUGUGCCGGCAUAAUAAUUGAAAGAAUGUUUAAUUGGGAUUCUCUUGAGUUGUCGUUCUUUAUGAUGCACAAUGAGCACUGGCCCAAGAUCUACAGAAUAUUUUUUUAUAGACUGUACGCAGAACUAGGGUUGUAUUUGGUACUCGUAUGUUUGUCUUGUGCUUUGUGGUCUUAGCUCUUUGAGCUGUUAAGGUGUGGCCCUUUUUGCCUACCUUUUUAUUGAUGCCAUGGAUGGUUCUGAUGUUGCAGAGCAAGCAAGGCUAACCUGUGGUCCUCUAGAUGUCGCGGAAUGCCAACACGCACCAUCCCCUGCCGGCGUGGCCAAUAGUAAGGGAUGAAGGGGGCUGUAAUCCAACAACGUCUGGAGAACCACACAUUCCGCAUCUCUGUUAUAGAAGCCUGAAGAGCCUUGGGUUAGGCAGCAGAAUGUCAAGUGGGGUAAUGGCGGAACCUGAGAAUUGGAAUCCUGAAGGCCAUGAUCAAACGCAGCUAAACAGCAUAAAUACUGGCUCAAUGCCAUGAGUUUUUGAAUGACACCUUGUGAGCAGUUCUGGAGAUUUUGGAUGGAUGAUACCUGAAAUUUUUGAUACUGCACGUCACAGCGUAAUUUCUCUUUCCUGGGUAUAAUAUUUUAACAAGAUAUUUCCGAACCGUCUGUGAAAACCGUUAACGCCCGUUUUCGUGCGGUAUUGUAGUUAGUAUAGUUAACUAGAUUGGCAAGUUUUUGUGCUUUUGGUUUGAAAACAACAACAGAGAGUCCUGUGGCACUUUAAAACACAUUAUUAUAAUGGCUUACCAUUUCAUGGACUCUAGUCCACUUCACACAUUUUUGGUUUGCUUUCAUGAAUGCAUUUGAUGUGGUUUCUAUGCAAAAGUAUUUUAUAAAGACACACCUUGAUUUUUCUUUUUCUCCCAUCUGUGUACCAAUCAUGGCAGCCAGACCAAAUUUCAGGAUAUGUAUUUAUGUUUUUUAGCCAAACAAGCUUCAUUUGGUGUACUGAAGACAUGGAAUAAAAUGGUGAAUCUGCAGAUAUAUUUUUAAUGUUGUAAAAUCGACCGCUGAUGAAGUCUGAUGUGCUUGACACCUGCAUUUACAGAACUCCCGUUCAUUUUCCAAGGGGUUGCAUUGAGUGUAGUUGUGCCGUACUUGUGACAGUGAGUUUGGACAGCAUUGCACAGUAUUUCUGAGCUGAAUUUGGGGGAAACCUAGAUUUGCACCUAUACAGAUAAAAAUUAGCAUGUACACAUUUUAUGCAGACCUGGGAAUAACUAAGGGGUUAACUUUCUGGAUCAAAUAAGUCCCCUCGGAUCAGUCUCUUGACCUGUCCCUCCCUGGUAUCUUUCAAAUGGCAUUAUGUUAAGCUUGCUUUUGCUUCCAGCUGAUUCUUUUCUGCACCAUUUUCUUCCUAUGUCUUGAUUGCCUCUGUGCUAUAAACAACUCAGGGUUCCCCAUUUUGACUUGUGUGACCUUGGAGGGAUCCCACUUGGCCUUUGUCAAGCCCUAGAUAUCUCAGAAGCACCCCACUUUACCAUGGGUUUAGUCAGAGUCCAAUGCACAUGCAUAACUCAUGCUUGAGUAAUGAAAUAGCAUUUCCGACAAUUGAUUUGCUCAUGUUGUGGCAGCCUCUGUUUGGGCUUCAGUGAAUAGCCUGAGCCCACCUGAGCUCAGAUACCUCCCUCUUUCUGCAAAAACUUGCUUACUGAGGAAAUCCCCUUAAAUUAUAUAUUGAACUGAAUAGAAAAAUUAGUAUGUGGUACUUAGGCCAUAUGCAGACACCCCCAUAAGGAGAUUUUGGGGUCUGUACCUUUAAAAAACACUUUUAGACUGUGUUAUUGUGUUUACUCCCAGCAGUCUUGCCUCGGUAAUUGAUAGGAUGAGAAUCAACAAACUGAAGCUCAGUCCAGAUCAGACUGAGGCACUGUUAGUGGGUGGUUCCCUAGACCAGAUGGGUGGGAGAUCGCCUGCUCUUGAUGGGGCUACACUUCCCCUGAAGGAGCAGGUUCGUAGCUUG